UCAAUUAACAACAAGGAAAGACAAUAAACAACCAUCGGAAUCAGAAUAUUUCCAUAGUAUCGACUUCAUUAUAAAUAAUAAUAUUUCAUUGUAAUAAAAUAAAUAAAUAACUGUUGUUUACCAUACUUUUUCAUUAAAAGUCAAUUAGAAUACUGACCCACAAUGAGUGAUUCUUUCUCAAAAUAUGACGAUGUUUUGACAUCAAUUUUGGUUAAUGAAAAGUCUAUAUUGGGAUUCCUUUCAGCAAUAUUUAAUUUUUUAGCUAGACGAACGGACUUCUAUAUAGUACCCGAUGGACCCUACGAAAACAUAGGAUUUCCUCCAGGAGUGGCUGAAGAGUUAGUACUAAAAGUUCUUCGAAAAUGUGAUCCGAAGAACUAUGCUGGCAAUGGAGCAAGAAGACCAGAACAUAACUCAGAAUUUAAUAAUGAAAUAAUGUGUUCAACGGUUGGCCAAGAGGUUGAAGUGGUAUCUGAAGAUGUCGAAGAUUGUCCAGAAAAUCCUGCAGAACAGAUAAUCGAGGAAAGCCCUCCAGUGUCCAAUAAGACAGACACACCAAAACUUUUUGACAAUGAACCUUCACAGUCAUAUGUUCCACCAGUUAUACCUACACAAAAGAAUAGCGAAACUUACAAUGGUGCUGAAAGAGAGACCUACUGCUGGGCCCAAACUAUUAUGGAUCUUGAUAUAACAGUCAGACUGCCCCCAGAAAUAAAAUCGUCCAAAGAUCUCAAAGUUACAAUAAACGCUGGUGAUAUCUGUGUAGCCCGUCGCAAUGGAGACGUGAUCAUCAAAGAUACUCUUCCGUACAAGAUCAAAGCAAUUGAAAGCUUCUGGAGCAUCAGUGAAGGGAAGCUGCUCAUACAUUUAGAGAAAAUUCAAGAACGCUGGUGGAACAAAUUUUUGAAUAGUGAAGAAGCUAUUGAUCUGUCCAAAAUAGACUGCUCCCGACCUCUUGAUGAGCUUCCGGAAGAUCAUAUAGCAAAGGUGAGAGAACUACAAUGGAAUCAAGAACAGAAACUGAAGGGGCUACCAACUAGUGAUGAGAUUCGAAACAUCGAAGUCCUAAAGAAGGCCUGGAACGCCCCGGGGUCGCCAUUCCAGGGGCAAAAGUUUGACCCAAGCGUGCUCUCCCAGUCCUUACCGCCUUUACAGAAAGAAUAAAUUAUAUAGGUAAAUUUAAAAGUUAUUUCAUUUUGCUUGAUACAUUCCUGGAAUGUGGGAAUCUGAGUAUAUUGUUUAAAUCUUGAAAACUCAAUGUACCGUUAUAAGAUUUUGAAUAACUAAAUUGAAACUGUUGCGUUGCGUUUUAGUAUUUAUAUAUAAUAUAGGUUUUAAACGCGCACGUAAUUUGUAUUUUGUAUUUUAUAUAACUACAAAAAAACAAAUAUAAUGUAAUCGUGAGGCCCAAACUUAAUGCGUCUACUACCUUCAAUCUUAAAUGUGACAAUGUGUGUAGCCAAAAAUUAUGAAAAGCAACAUAAAUAUGAUGCAAUUUUUUUGCUUCUACGUGUCAUACCUAUGCUGAUGAAAAUUAUAGAAAAGUGAUGUAAAAUGAACUGAAUGUCUGGCUGGCAUGAUGGUAGAAUAAAUGAAUUUCUUUGCAAAUUUUUAUUUUGUUUUAUGUAAGUGCUAUUAACUCUUAUUGUAUAUGUAGGAUACAAACAAAAUUUCAACAGAUCAUUUUAUAGCGUGUGCUAAAAUCCGGAUAACACCAGUUUGCCGAUUAAGCUCUUGUUUUCCAGUAGUUUAUGAGCUUCUUUCAAAUUCGCAGCAUUAAUUGGUUUCAAAACUCUAUUCAGGGUGCAUUUCAGCUCUCCAGUCUCUAAUUUCUUCGAGACAAUAUUCAAAAUCUCGUGGUGUCUGAUCAUAUCUUCAGUUUCGUAUUUGAUCCUUGUCCCCAUCAUUUCUGAUGUCAAUGUGAGGCUUUUAUCCUUCAGCGCUCUUAAAUCAACUAAACCACUACUGUCUACGAUGAGACAAAUACGUCCUUGAGGUUUGAUAGCUUGCAUUAUAGUGUCCCAAUAUGGAUAAGGAUCAUAAUUAACCAUGAUAAAAUCAACGCCUUUCUUAUACCCGUGAGAGUCUAAUUGCGGCAGAAGAUCUUGGGUAUGGUUUAAAACGAUAUCAGCGCCGUUUUGGCGCGAAAAUUCUAUAGUCUCUGGCCGAGAGGCAGUUCCAAUGACUUUGAGCCCCGAAGUCUUUGCCAGCUGGGAAGCAAUAGAACCUACACCACCGGCACUAUUGAUUAUCAACAGUGUCUUCCCUUUAUCUUUCUCGGUUAAAAGCAGUCUGUCAAAAAGUGACUCGUAUGCGGUCACCGCCGUUAAGGGCAUAGCGGCAGCUUGCUCGAACGAUAAAUUCUUCGGUUUUAUCCCAACAAGGACCUCGUUCAAGGCUACGUACUGAGCGUUGGCUCCAUUUUUCCGCAA
Messenger RNA from Amyelois transitella, 2432 nucleotides. RefSeq names its product nudC domain-containing protein 3. The coding region runs from base 163 to 1164 and encodes 333 amino acids. Lineage: Eukaryota; Metazoa; Arthropoda; Insecta; Lepidoptera; Pyralidae. Gene Ontology annotation, cellular component: cytoplasm. The transcript is spliced from 5 exons. The record is from RefSeq and is a predicted model, not a curated record. Gene Ontology annotation, biological process: protein folding.